Messenger RNA from Chara braunii, 2520 nucleotides. Lineage: Eukaryota; Viridiplantae; Streptophyta; Charophyceae; Charales; Characeae. The record is from the annotation of a GenBank genome assembly.
CGGAUGGUUCUCUUGAAGUGGCCGGUUUGUUUAUUUCGUCCGAACGGUGAUAGCUCGUUUAGUUUCUUCUACGUAUCUUGCUUUGCCUCGGCUCUGACGACAUCCGGUUUCUUCUGCGACUUUCCAGCUUGGUUCCCUUGUCUCUGUCUAGCGGGGGUUUGGUGGGUCAAGGGGAUCAUGGCAUCGCAGGGCACUAAAUGCUUUAAUUGCGGAGGCGAAGGUCACGUCGCCCGGGAGUGUCCUUCCCAACGCCAGCAGCAGGGUGGAGGCUCUAACUCUACCCCUUCGACCACACGAUUUUGGACGCCUAAGCGUCCUCAGGAAGAGUCAGAAGAGAAAGAGUUUCGGAGGCAGCUUAUUCAGGAAAAGCGUGAGGAGCAGACUCGUAGGAGGGAAUUGGAAGAAAGGCGUAAGAUGGACGAGCUUACCCGACAGGAGAUCGAACGGAACUCUGAAGCAAUGGAGGCACGUCUGAUGUCUAAGAUCGACCGUCAGUAUUUGGCGACGCGCGAGGAGGUACGAAGGGAGAGUGUGCGGGCACCUUUGCCACGAACCCCACUUGGCACCCCCCGGGAGCGUGCGGUCUGCGACUACGAAGACAAGGGGAUCGAAGACAUCGAGGAUGAGAUUGCUAAACUCUAUGAGCUCCGGGAGAAGAAGAGAAAGGAUAGAGGGAAAGAGCCGGCACCGGCGCCUCGGAGGUCUUUCCGCCAGCCUGUGUUCCACCAUAAUGAUGGUUCAGUUCAAGAUUCCCCACCUGAGUCUUCAAAGAUGGGGGAGGAAAGACAGCGGACUAAGAUUCCGUCGGGCAGUGGACCUGAAGGUGUGCUUGCAUAUGUUUUGCAGCAACGGCGUCUGCUUACUGGUAAGAACAAGGAGCAGCUCAAAGCCAUCUGCCGAACGGAGGAAGUGGAGUAUACAACAAAGGCGCCGACGAUUGAGAAGAUUAUCGAAGCUCGUGUCAAGAUGGCGUAUGAGGGUUUCAUUUUUCCCCCUGCCCCUGCUAAUGUCUCACCAGAGGAAGGGGAACGUACCCCGAGACUACAGCGGUUAGGGAAAUGGGAUGUGGGUGGCUCAUUUGGUCAGGCCUAUGCCUUGCCUAAACAUAAGGACCUCUUCAGAUGGCGACCUAUUUCUCCAACUUUUGCUGAGCCAUCACGUUUGGCUAGUUCUAGAGUAGCUCGUGCACUGAAUACGCUCCUCUUUGCUCUACCUAAACACUCGGGGUUUAAUCUCAAAGCUGUUAUGGAUUUUGUCCCUGGGUUGUUGGAAACGGAGGGGAAUUUCAGGAAUUUGCCUGGGUAUGUUGACUUGGUUUCUGCCUCCUUUGAUAUUAAGGACAUGUUUGUCUCUCUGCCACAUGAUGAUGUCCUUAAUGCGGUUGAUUGGCUCAUCCAGGUCUAUCUGAGUAAAGGGUACAAGGGAGUUAGAGUGGCGAAACGGGGCAAGAAGGCCUGGUUAUCAGUCGGAGGGUCUCGGGAUGAUUGUAUCUCUAUUCCUCUUGAGAUGAUUCUGGACAUGGUACGGUUUGAUCUAUGCUUUACCUUCAUCUGGUCAGCUGGACAACUCCUGAAGCAAGUGGUUGGCGUGCCCAUGGGUAAAUCCACUAGCUGCCCUAUUGCCUGCAUCCUUUGCACCUUCGCUGAGGUCACCUUUUUAAAGGGCCUGGGUAGAGAUAGGCGGUUGGUACGUGGUUUCCGUGUGGUUGAUGAUGUUACGGUGUUCGUAGCCGUAGUGGGUAGGUAUGGUUUGCACCGUGAUCACUCUAUAAUGGAGCUUUUCAAUCAUUGCUACGGUCAAGUACUCAGACUGUUCAGGACGGACGAGGACGAUGGGUGUUGGAAUUUUGCUGGGGUAACUAUCUUUCGACACGGUACGGCGCUGCGAACUGUGUCCAUCGUGAAAAAUGCUUCCAGCCUCUGGGAUUCCGGUGACCUGGUGUUUGGUGGUUUCCAGGAUUAUGAAUCCUACUCCAGUAAAAGGGCCAAGAUUGGUGCCAUUCUGAGCACCUUGCACCGGUUAUAUAGGCUUACCACUGAUGAAUGGGGAUUGCAGGAAGCCUUGCUCGCUGUUAAAAGGGAGUUGCUCACAAGGGAUUACCCGAGGAGAAUGGUGGAAGACGCUGUUGUGAGUUUUGCCUCCAAGGCUGGAGGAAUCAUGCCGGAGGUGGCGGCUCGUGUCUGUGAUAGGGGGCUUGGCCUUUUGCCAAGCAGGACCUGUGUCCACCGAUACACCUGUUUUUGGGAGAAGUGAUCUGAUUGGGACCGGUCGUUUGGCUUACCAGGCUGACCUUGCCACCAUGCGGAUCUGGUUUUUUGGAUGCCUGGACCUCGUGCCUUGGUGACAGGGGUUCGGUUUUUUUUUUCGGACUUAGGAGCUUAGGUCUCGGAUGCUUUUUUAAUUUUUUUGAAUGCUUUUCUAUAAUUUCGCCUUGGCGCCUGAUUGGGGACUUCGUUUUUGGAAAUGGGUUGGGCUGGUGGCUUCCCGCCAGCAAGGGCAUUGACGGCUGGCUUAGGAUCU